AUGGACAAGGUAUACCGCCGUUACCGGGAGACGCUGAUGAACUCGUCACGCCUGGUGGACGAGGGUGGAACUGACAUGGAUGGCGACUGUUUAGGUAUGGGUGUCAUACGUAAGGAGGUUGACCUGACUAAUGAUGAAAAGCAAUACCUUUUGGCAGUAGAACGUGGUGACAUCCCCAGCACACGACAGUACCUCAGUGUUGGCACACAGACUGGACUCAACAUUAACUGUGUCGACCCACUUGGACGAACUGCACUCCUUGUUGCUAUUGAAAAUGAAAAUAUUGAAAUGAUUGAACUGUUGUUAAGUUACCAUGUGGAUGUUGGAGAUUCACUUCUUCAUGCUAUCAACGAAGAAAACGUGGAGGCGGUGGAAUUGUUACUGAACCAUGAAUAUGCUCUGAAAGGGGAGGAGGCUCUCCACCAGUCUGUGCCCUCCAGCUCCUUUACUCCGGAUAUUACACCUAUCAUACUUGCUGCACAUAGAGACAAUUAUGAAAUCAUCAAACUUUUGCUGGACCGAGGCUAUCGGAUCCCAAAACCCCACGAUGUGCGAUGUAUAUGUAAAAACUGUUUACAUGGCAGUAAUGAAGAUAGCCUUCGUCACUCGCGAUCCCGCAUUAAUGCAUACCGUGCUCUAGCGAGUCCGUCCCUCAUUGCUUUAUCCAGUAAAGAUCCCAUCCUUACGUCAUUUGAGUUAAGUCGGGAAUUGAAAAGACUAAGCAAACUUGAAAAUGAAUUCAAACUGGACUAUGAAAAGUUAGCAAAAAAGUGUAAAGAAUUUGCUGUUGAUUUAUUAGAGCAAACUCGAGGCUCAAAGGAACUAGAGAUUAUCUUAAACCAUGACAUUGGUAAUCAUGGAGUUACUCCCCCUGAACAGACAGAACCUCCGACAGAGGAAAAAGUAAGGCUGUCCAGACUGAAAUUAGCCAUUAAGUUCAACCAGAAAAAGGUAAUUAACCAACAGGAUCAUUCAACUUGUGAUGUAAUGGGAUAAAAUUGUUUAUGUACUACAUGGUAUGAGGGCUUGCCAGGAUUCCGUCGCCAUAGUAUCAUUCGCCGUCUGUUUGUUACCUCACUCAUUGGAAUAAUGUUCCCUUUCCUCUCCGUAUUCUACCUUGUCGCACCAAAGAGUGGGCCAGGGAAACUGCUCCGUAAACCUUUUAUAAAGUUUAUAUGCCACAGUGCUUCAUACCUGACAUUUUUAGUAUUACUUAUACUGGUGUCCCAGCGAGUGGAAAUCCCUUUCCCUUGGUCAUCCAAAGAGGACUCAGUGUCUGACAUCGACAAGAUCAGCCAGGAGGUGAGAGGUGCUCCAGCUACUAAUGUGGAGUGGAUGAUCCUAGCCUAUGUGGCAGGUCUGGUGUGGGCAGAGGUGAAGCAGCUAUGGGAUGAGGGUGCCCAUGAAUAUGUCCAUGAUAUGUGGAACAUUCUGGACUUUGUCACAAACUCUCUAUACAUCGCUACAUUGACACUGCGUGUGAUAGCUUACCUACAGGUCCAACAGGAAAAAAGUGAGGGCAAAGAGUCUGCCAACCUCCAGAGAAAAGACUGGAAUGCAUACGACCCUAACCUGAUUGCAGAGGCCUUGUUUGCAGCAGCCAAUAUAUUUAGUUCUUUAAAACUGAUUUACAUGUUCACUGUAAACCCCCACCUGGGGCCUCUUCAGAUCUCCCUUGGUCGCAUGAUUGUAGACAUCAUGAAGUUUGCUAUAGUGUAUAUGAUGGUGCUUUUUUCUUUCUCCUGUGGUCUAAACCACCUGUACUGGUACUAUGCAACACUCCGGGAGAAGGAAUGCAAGCUUUACAACGUCAAGGCAUCAUGUGACAGGCGAUACAAAAGCUUUGCUAAUUUGUUUGAGAUCAUACAGAGUCUAUACUGGUCAAUAUAUGGACUGGUAGAUUUGGAGCAUGCAGAGUUGGAAGAGCCACACGAGUUCACAGAGUUCAUUGGGAAGCUGAUGUUUGGGAGUUACAGCUGGAUAGCUCUAGUUGUCCUCCUAAAUCUUCUUAUUGCAAUGAUGAGCAACUCAUACCAAAAUAUAUCAAAAAUUGUUAAGAAGAUAAAUGAGAGAGAAAUAAGAUAUCAGGCUGUGAUGAGGGACCUCAUAAAGCGUUACAUAAUGCAAAAACAGCGAGGCCCUGAGCGAGGAGAAGGGGUCACAGAGGACGAUGUCAGUGAAAUUAAACAAGACAUUUCUUCAUUUCGUUACGAGCUUCUAGAAAUUCUACGCAGCAAUGGAAUGAAAACACCGAAUCCCAACCAACCAAAGCCUACGAGUAAGAAACUGCGAUACUGGAAACAGCUUGUCGGGAGUUUGUCUGACAGCUUCGACUCCACACAGAAUUUGACACCAGACUGA
This is a messenger RNA of Ylistrum balloti, 2361 nucleotides long. RefSeq names its product transient receptor potential-gamma protein-like. Gene Ontology annotation, molecular function: inositol 1,4,5 trisphosphate binding; protein binding; store-operated calcium channel activity. Lineage: Eukaryota; Metazoa; Mollusca; Bivalvia; Pectinida; Pectinidae. Gene Ontology annotation, cellular component: membrane; cation channel complex. The transcript is spliced from 10 exons. The record is from RefSeq and is a predicted model, not a curated record. Gene Ontology annotation, biological process: calcium ion transmembrane transport; regulation of cytosolic calcium ion concentration; manganese ion transport.